Messenger RNA from Pimephales promelas (fathead minnow), 2872 nucleotides. The record is from RefSeq and is a predicted model, not a curated record. Lineage: Eukaryota; Metazoa; Chordata; Actinopteri; Cypriniformes; Leuciscidae.
GUCUUUUCACCAGCUUACGGCCCACUAAUGACAUUUAUGCAAAUGUGGAGAAACUGUGGAAAAUGGACAUUCUUCCGUAUCAAAACGAGAAGGUACUGACAAGGUCUAGACAAGACAAAGAGUCCAUUCAACUUCUCCAGGACAAAACCGUGAGAGUGGAGGUUGACAGAAUCCAGCGCUACGCAACCCCUCUUUUACGUGCCAAACAUAUGCCAUGUCUACAUGCUCCAAAAGAAGCUGUCCUGCCACAAUUAAGGGGAAUAGAGAAUCGGCUGAACAAGAAUCCUGAUCAAGCGGCAGCUUACCAAGAGGAGAUAGUCCGGUUACAGCAAACUGGGUACAUCACGAAACUCACUCCUGAGCAGGUGGACUGUUCCAAAGAGAGCUGGUACAUUCCACAUCAUUUGGUGGAGCAUAAUGGAAAGAAAAGGGUUGUCUUCAACUGUUCAUUUGCUUACCAAGGACACAACCUGAACGAGUAUUUGCUCCCUGGCCCACCACUCAGCCCUUCUCUCCUGUCAGUUCUUCUGCGAUUCAGAGAACAUUCCAUCGCCAUUAGUAGUGACAUUCGUGGGAUGUUCCACCAGGUACGCCUUUUGCCUGAGGACAAACCACUACUUAGAUUCAUUUGGAGAAAUCUUCAGAGAGACGAGGCACCAGACGUGUAUGAAUGGCAAGUACUUCCAUUCGGAACAACGUGCAGUCCUUGCUGCGCAACAUAUGCGUUACAAAAGCACGUCCUGGAUCACAGUGAGUCUGAAGAUACACAGUUCUCAGUAGAGAAAUCUUUCUAUGUUGACAACUGCCUUCAGAGCUUCACCUCCUCUGAGACAGCUAAAGGUCUGGUAGACAAACUACGCAGUCUCUUAAGUUCCGGGGGCUUUGAUCUAAGACAGUGGGCUAGCAAUGAUCCAUCGGUCAUCAGUCACCUGCCAGUUGAUGCUCGAUCUCAAAGCAGCAUUCAGUGGCUCAGCGAGGGUCACCAAGAUGCACAAGAGUCAACUCUUGGGUUACACUGGAAUUGCUCAUCAGACACUCUCUCUUAUAAGCAGCGGCGGACAGACCACCCACUUCCAACUAUGCGGAGCAUAUAUCACAUCCUUGCUAGCCAGUAUGACCCCAUAGGCUAUAUUGUGCCAUUCACAACACGUGCCAAGGUGAUCGUACAGAAGUUAUGGGACAAGAAAAGAGAGUGGGAUGAUCCCCGUCUGCCUGAGAAUCUGUUGAACUCGUGGAAAGCAUGGGAAAGUGAGCUGGAUGGUUUACAGCACGUUGUCAUGCCAAGGGCUUACUGCAGUAAAGAACUGGAUCAACCUACCAGCAUGAGGCAGAUUCACAUUUUCUGUGACGCUUCAGAGCAAGCCUAUGGUUCCGUGGCCUACUUGCGAACUGAAAACCUGGAAGGUAGAGUGGAAGUAGCCUUUGUAACCAGUAGAUCUCGGGUAGCCCCUAAAAAGCAGCAAACUAUUCCAAGGUUGGAGUUAUGCGCAGCACUCACCGGUGCACAACUCGCAAAAGUUCUGAGGACAGAAUUAACUUUGCCCAUCCACAGUGUUACACUGUGGUCUGACUCCACAACUGUCCUUACCUGGUUGCUGUCACACUCAUGUCGGUUUAAAGUGUUCGUAGGUACCAGAGUGGCAGAAAUCCAAGAACUCACGGAGUCUGAUAACUGGAGAUAUGUGCCAUCAAAGGAGAACCCUGCCGAUGACAUCACAAAGGGAAAACUGCUGUGUGACAUAGGCCAGGAAAGCAGAUGGAAUAAGGGGCCAACAUUCCUCAGACAGACAAUUGAACAUUGGCCGGAGAUGCCACCAUAUACAACCACUGAUCAGGAUAGUGAAUUGAGAAAGCCAAUCUUCAUUGGCCUAUCAACCACCACUCCACCUACUCCCGAUCCACAGAAAUACCAUACACUUCCAGAGUUACUGAAGGCUUACAUUCAGUAUGCCAACGGGGCGGCCACCGAUAUCCCAACAGCGGAUGACUACAAAGAGGCAGAACUUGCAGUACUCCAGCAGAGCCAAACUGACUCAUUUCCAGACGAACUGUCCUUCCUCAGAGCAGGUAAAUCCUUGCCAAAAAAUAGUCGAUUGCUGUGCCUAGCCCCGGAAUUUGAUGAGGACACCAAACUCAUACGCGUUGGUGGUCGUCUGCGUCAGAUCAGCCAGUUAGAGGAAGAUACAAUACAUCCUAUUGUCCUUGACUCAUCUCACCCAACUACCAAACUAGUAAUCAAGGACUAUGAUGAUCGGCUACAUCACCCAGGACCAGAUAGGGUGUUUGCUGAACUUCGGAGGAAAUACUGGGUGAUACGGGGACGGGCUGCAGUCAGAAACCAUCAGCGACAAUGUCCAGAGUGUCAGAGAUGGAGACAUAGCCAGCUCUUGGCUGACCACUUUUGGAGGCACUUUAUUCGACACUACCUACCCAACCUCCAAAUCAGACAGAAAUGGAAAACUGAAGAAACGGAUCUGCAGGUCGGUGACACAGUCAUGAUAGUGGACCAACAACUGCCCCGCGCUCUUUGGCCUGUAGGGAAAAUUGUUCAGGUCUUUCCUGGGUUGGACAAGAGAGUCAGAUCUGUGGAAAUACAGGUUAACGGCAAGACUUACACCCGACCUGUAGCCAAAAUUAUUUGUCUGCCCUCUCUACCUGACUAGCCUUGAACUUAAUGUAGCAGUCACUUAAAGUUGACAAAUUCACACUGUGAAUUUGGGGGCGGCUGUAGAAAGUGCUCCCCUUUGGCACAUGGACUCUCCCAGUCACCCCUGUCAUUCAGUGAGAAAUGGACUAUUCCAAAACUUUCCACCGGAGUUCGCGAAGUGACGGUGAAGAGAGUUGACGGGUAAUGAAGGGAAAAGUAGAUCGG